Messenger RNA from Bufo gargarizans (Asiatic toad), 2555 nucleotides. It is a transcript of the gene AKAP10, whose product is annotated as A-kinase anchoring protein 10. The transcript has 15 exons. Gene Ontology annotation, cellular component: plasma membrane. Gene Ontology annotation, biological process: intracellular protein localization. Lineage: Eukaryota; Metazoa; Chordata; Amphibia; Anura; Bufonidae. The coding region runs from base 197 to 2098 and encodes 633 amino acids. The record is from RefSeq and is a predicted model, not a curated record. Gene Ontology annotation, molecular function: protein kinase A binding.
GACAAUAUGGCGGGGGCUGGAGCUGCGGUCGGAAGGAGGAAGUGUCAUUCAUGCUAGGCUUGCAGGGAGGGGGGCUCCUCGUAACCGCACAGCUCUCGCAGCGGCGUCCCCGGCGUCCCGUGUGUUGGGUGAGGGGAGCCGGGGCGCCCCAGUAUGCGCUGAGUGAGCCGGCAGCAUCCAGGGAGCCGGCGCCGCCAUGUCCUUCUUCCGCAGGAAAGUGAAAGGAAAAGAUCAAGACAAGCCAGAUGCGAAAGUAUUUAGAGAAGCUGCACCUGCACCAGUACAUUCCCCAUCAAGAAGUCCAAAAAAUAAUGCCUUGCUGGUGGCCGCUGGACCGAGCCAUGUGGCUAUCAAUGCCAUAUCGGCCAAUAUGGACUCUUACUCAAGCAGCAGGACUGCUGCACUCAAAAAGCAGCCAACUCACAUGGAAGCUACACAUUUUGGAGACCUUGGCCGAUCGUGUCUGAAUUAUGAGUCACAAGAUGCAAAGUCAAAUCUUUCAAAAACUCUUGUACAAGUUCUCCAAGACAAUUUGGCCCUCCCUUAUUUUAUUCAGUUUAUGGAACUCCGCAGAAUGGAACAUUUAGUGAAGUUCUGGCUGGAGGCUAAAAGUUUUAACUCCACUACCUGGUCCCGAAUUAGAGCAUACAGUCUAAACACAGUCAAGCACAGCACUUUGGCAGAGCCCAUGUCACCUUCUCCAAGGCGGCCGGAUCAGUCUGCGGCUUCAGUUGAUCAGCAGGCCCAAGAUUGCUCUAAACUUCCACAACAUACAUCCAGAUUGAAAGCGUUAGGUUCUGCAGCAAACCAACGCAACGCUUCACAGACUAAACAGAAGAUGGGGAGCAUGCCAGCUAUUCAGCUAGAACUGUCUACGGGUGACACCUUACUCCCCUAUGAGCAGUCUUCCAAGCUUAACGCAUCAAACAGGAACAGUCCUAUAGACGAAGGGCUAGCUGACAUGUCCCAGAAGUUAAUGAAGGGUAUAGAACGGGAUGCUGUGAACACAUUCACCAAAUACAUUUCUCCGGAUGCUGCUAAACCCAUCCCCAUCAGUGAGGAAAUCAGGAGCGAUAUUGUAGCAAAAAUCUGUGGCGAGGAUGGCCAAGUGGACCCCAACUGCUUUGUUACGGCACAGUCCAUAGUUUUUAAUGCGAUGGAACAAGAGCACUUUUCAGAAUUUUUACGAAGUCAACAUUUCUGUAAAUACCAGAUUGAGGUGCUGACCAGUGGAACGGUGUACCUGUCGGAUAUUUUGUUCUGCGAGUCUGCUCUCUUUUAUUUCUCAGAGUACAUGGAGAAGGAAGAUGCAGUCAAUAUAUUACAAUUCUGGUUGGCUGCUGACAAUUUCCAGUCUCAACUUGCACUCAAGAAUGGACAGUACGAUGGACAGGAGGCGCAGAACGACGCAAUGAUCCUUUAUGAUAAGUAUUUUUCUCUACAAGCAACGCACCCAUUAGGCUUUGAUGACUCUGUGCGGCUAGAAAUAGAGUCCAACAUUUGCCGGGAAGGAGGCCCACUCCCAAACUGCUUCACCACUCCAUUACGUCAGGCUUGGACCACCAUGGAGAAGGUUUUCUUGCCGGGCUUCCUCUCUAGCAAUCUGUAUUAUAAGUACUUGAAUGAUCUGAUUCACUCAGUGAAGGGUGAUGACUAUACGUGGACUGGAGCUGGAAAUCCAAGUCAAGGAAACCAAGGCACUCCCAACCAUGAGCCCUGUGCUGGGGCAUCGGACAUCUCCACCUCUCAGACUAACGUCAAAAAGAGCAAUGUAAAAAUUCUGAAAAACUUUGAUGAAGCAAUAAUUGUUGAUGCUGCAAGCCUGGAUCCCGAGUCGCUCUAUCAACGAACAUAUGCUGGGAAAAUGUCUUUCGGGACAGUGAGUGAUCUAGGUCAGUUUAUCAGAGAGUCGGAGCCCGAGCCGGAUGUGAAGAAAUCCAAAGGGUCGAUGUUCUCCCAAGCGAUGAAGAAAUGGGUCCAGGGUAACACAGAUGAGGCUCAAGAAGAAAUGGCUUGGAAGAUAGCAAAGAUGAUAGUUAAUGAUGUGAUGCAGCAGGCACAGUGGAGUCCUCCACCAGACACCUCUACUAAGGUAUAAGAUCCAUGGCGUCACACCACUCUCUGUCUGACGUGACUUUCAAAAGUUCCUUGCACUUACAGAUGUGUUACAGCAACUGUGCUGAAUAAGAGAAAGCAAUUAAAGCCAGUGUCGGGAUCAAAGCUUUUGGGACUAGAAGAAUAAAAAAAAAAAUAUGUUGUUCUUUUGACUAAGCCUCUCCCAAUAUAAUCUCUAUGAAGAUGUGCGCAGGGUACUUAAGGUGACCACGAAGGUGAACACACACGAAGUGUGAACUAAGACUUCCUUCAGAGAUGCUGCAUGUUUCCGUGGUUAACACUUCAGGGUGAUUCUGGUCACUUUGUGAUCUUUCUGCACUGGAAAUAUCAUUCAAUAUGAAUAUGGAAAAGAUCACAGGAGUGUCAACAAGAGCCACAGGCCGGUCCAGGACCAUUCAGGAUAAGUUUUGAUACCUGCCUAGAUCAGUCGGUUCUCUAUU